Molecule: messenger RNA, 921 nt
Organism: Cuculus canorus (common cuckoo)
Lineage: Eukaryota; Metazoa; Chordata; Aves; Cuculiformes; Cuculidae
Gene: GJD3
Product: gap junction protein delta 3
Exons: 3
Coding region: 28-921 (297 amino acids)
Biological process (GO): cell communication
Cellular component (GO): connexin complex
Source: RefSeq, a predicted model, not a curated record
CUCCAAGGCUGUGGGCUGUCUUUGUUCAUGGCGCCCCUGGGGCUGCUCUGUCUCUUUAAAAGGACUCCAGGCGUGGCUGUGGGACCGUCAUCCCAUCCCAGCCGGACAAGGGACUGGACAGUCCCGGACAGCCCCGGACAGCCGGCACGAGCCGCGCUGGCACGCGUGGACCACAGCCUCCACAGCACGGCCAUGGGCGAGUGGGGCUUCCUGAGUUCGCUGCUGGACGCUGUGCAGGAGCACUCGCCCAUGGUGGGGCGGUUCUGGCUGGUGGUGAUGCUCCUUUUCCGCAUCCUGGUCCUGGCCACGGUGGGCAGCGACGUCUUCGAAGACGAGCAAGAAGAAUUCGUCUGCAACACGCAGCAGCCGGGCUGCAAACCCGUGUGCUACGACGCUGCUUUCCCCAUCUCCCACUACCGUUUCCUCGUCUUCCACGUCGUCAUCCUCUCAGCCCCGGCCGCGCUCUUCGUCAUCUUCGCCGUGCACCAAGCGGCCAAGCCGGGGCGUGGAGCGGCCGCCGGCCAACGCGCUCGCCGCCUCCAACCCUUCUACGUGGGCAGCGUGGUGGCGCGCAUCGUGGCCGAGUUGGGUUUCUUGUUGGGGCAAGCGCUGCUCUACGGUUUCAGGGUACAGCCGCUCUUCGUGUGCCGCCGGCGGCCGUGCCCGCACCGCGUCGACUGCUUCGUCUCCCGCCCUACGGAGAAAACCGUCUUCAUCCAUUUCUACUUUGUGGUGGGGUUGGUGUCGGCGCUGCUCAGCCUGGCCGAGCUCGCCCAUCUCCUGCGCAAAGGUCCUCCGCCGCGGGGCGGCUGUUGCCGUCGGCCGCAGGAGCGGGCACCGGCGCCCGGGCAGCCGGCGGGCACUGCGGAGGAGCCGUGCCACCCCGGGGCCUCCCUAAGCCGGGGAGACCUGACGGUGUAA